UGGGAUAUCACUGUACAGCUCACUUUAACUUAACAGCUUCUUCAAACUCCCCCCCUCCCUUCCCAUUAUACAUCAACCACUUCUCUUCUCUCUUCACUCUCCCACCACCACCUCCACCAUCACAAAAUGCCAUAACCACCGCCACCUCCACCGCCACCGCCACCACCACCUCCAAGAACCCAACACAAAAAUGGGGUCCUGCACAUCAAAGCCACCAAAACCAAACCCAUACGCACCCCAAGAAGAACUCCAAAACCAACCUGAAAAUGACCAAUCAAACUCAAAAUCACCAUUUCCAAACAUAAAACUCUCACCUUUUUUCCCAUUCUACACACCAAGUCCUGCCCAUCUCUUCAAGAAAUCACCUUCAACAGGUUCAACUCCAGGCCACCGGAAUUCUAAUGCUAAUUCAACUCCUAUGAGGAUCUUCAAGAAACCAUUUCCUCCGCCGUCUCCGGCCAAGCACAUUAGAGCAGUUCUUCGGAGAAGAGGACAGAAAAAUAAGAUGAAAAAAACAGGUUCAAUUCCUGAAGAUAGUGAAGAUGAUGGUGUUGAGUUGGAUAAAAGAUUUGGAUUCUCUAAGGAGUUUAGUAGUAGAUUAGAGGUUAGUGAUGAAGUGGGGAGAGGUCAUUUUGGUUAUACUUGCUCUGCUAAGUUCAAGAAAGGUGAUAAGAAAGGACAGCAAGUUGCUGUUAAAGUCAUUCCCAAAUCAAAGAUGACAACAGCUAUUGCAGUUGAGGAUGUGAGAAGGGAGGUUAAAAUAUUAAGGACUUUAGGAGGACAUGGAAAUCUCGUACAGUUCUAUGAUUCUUUCGAAGAUGUCGAUAAUGUGUAUAUAGUAAUGGAGUUAUGUGAAGGAGGCGAGCUACUAGAUAAAAUACUUUCAAGGGGUGGGAAAUAUCCAGAGGAUGAUGCAAAAUCUGUCUUGGUGCAGAUUCUAAAUGUUGUUUCUUUUUGUCAUCUACAAGGUGUGGUGCACCGAGAUCUUAAACCAGAGAACUUUCUGUAUACUUCUAAGGAAGAGAACUCUCAGCUAAAAGUCAUAGACUUUGGCUUAUCGGAUUUUGUCAGGCCAGAUGAAAGGCUUAAUGACAUUGUGGGAAGUGCAUACUAUGUGGCCCCUGAAGUCCUUCACAGAUCUUAUACUACAGAGGCCGAUGUGUGGAGUGUAGGUGUCAUAGCAUACAUCCUACUAUGUGGCAGUCGUCCAUUUUGGGCCCGGACCGAGUCUGGAAUUUUCCGGGCAGUUUUGAAAGCUGAUCCAAAUUUUGAGGAAGCACCUUGGCCUUCUUUAUCUCCUGAAGCAAAAGACUUUGUCAAACGUCUAUUAAACAAGGACCCCAGGAAGCGAAUGAGUGCUGCACAGGCUUUAAGUCAUCCUUGGAUACGAAAUCAUAAUGAUGUAAAAGUACCUCUUGAUAUCUUAGUUUUCAGACUCUUGAAGACCUAUAUGCGCUCAUCUUCUUUGCGUAAGGCUGCUAUAAGGGCAUUGUCUAAGACCUUGACUGCAGAUGAACUCUGUUAUCUUAAGGCGCAGUUCGCAAUAUUAGAGCCAAACAAAAAUGGGACUGUAACCUUGGAAAACUUUAAAAUGGCCUUGAUGAAAAAUUCAACAGAUGCUAUGAAGGAUUCACGCGUUCCUGAUUAUCUCUCCUCACUAAAUGCACUUCAGUACAGAAGAAUGGAUUUUGAUGAAUUUUGUGCAGCUGCUUUAAGUGUUCAUCAGCUGGAGGCUCUUGAUGGGUGGGAGGAGUACGCCAAUCGUGCAUAUGACAUCUUUGAAAAAGAAGGAAAUAGGGCAAUCGUUAUAGAGGAACUUGCUUCAGAACUCGGACUUGGUCCCGCUAUUCCAGUUCAUGCUGUUCUUAAUGACUGGAUAAGACAUACCGAUGGGAAGCUUAGCUUCCUUGGAUUUGUGAAAUUAUUGCAUGGUAUAUCCAGCCGAACUGUAGCAAAGGCUCAAUGAUGAUUUAGACGCGUGUUCUAAUCUGCAUUUCUUGUCGAGUAAUAGGUUCGAAGUGCAUUUCUUGUCGAGUAUGGAUGAAACUCUCGAGUCUUUAUCAGUGGUUCCACGGCCCCAUUCACUGCAGAUUUAGAGUCUCCGGAGUUCGAUUCUUGAAGGAGCAAGAAUUGAGUAUGAUUGACUCAAUUUACAUACAUAGAAAAAGAGAUCACUAGUAUUAUGUUGUAAAGAUAUAUAGUAUAGUCUUGCAUUCUAACACUCAGUUACCAUUAUUGAUGCUUUAUAAUAUAUACAUAUUCUAUUUCUUCCA
Messenger RNA from Mercurialis annua (annual mercury), 2273 nucleotides. Its product is annotated as CDPK-related protein kinase-like. NCBI's taxonomy places the organism in Eukaryota, Viridiplantae, Streptophyta, Magnoliopsida, Malpighiales, Euphorbiaceae. The transcript is spliced from 11 exons. Gene Ontology annotation, biological process: peptidyl-serine phosphorylation; intracellular signal transduction; protein autophosphorylation. The record is from RefSeq and is a predicted model, not a curated record. Gene Ontology annotation, cellular component: cytoplasm; nucleus. Gene Ontology annotation, molecular function: ATP binding; calmodulin binding; calcium/calmodulin-dependent protein kinase activity. The coding region runs from base 191 to 1966 and encodes 591 amino acids.